AUGUCACUGAGAGUGCACACACAGUUUCCCAGAACCCAGGAGGACAUGGCAUUCAACCUGACCAUUCUGGUCCUCACCGAGCUCCUAAGUCUGGGUGGGCUGCUGGGCAAUGGGGUGGCCCUUUGGCUGCUCAACCAGAAUGUCUACAGGAAUCCCUUCUCCAUCUAUCUCUUGGAUGUGGCCUGUGCUGACCUCAUCUUCCUCUGUUGCCACAUGGUCACCAUCAUCCCUGAGCUGCUGCCGGACCAGCUCAACUUCCCGGAAUUCGUACACAUCAGCCUGCUCAUGCUGCGAUUCUUCUGCUACAUCGUGGGCCUGAGCCUCCUGGCAGCCAUCAGCACAGAGCAGUGCCUGGCCACUCUCUUCCCCGCCUGGUACCUGUGCCGCCGCCCACGGUACCUGACCACCUGUGUGUGCGCGCUCAUCUGGGUGCUCUGCCUGCUGCUGGACCUGCUGCUGAGUGGGGCCUGCACCCAGUUCUUUGGCGCACCCAGCUACCACCUGUGUGGGAUGCUGUGGCUGGUGGUGGCGGUUCUCCUGACUGCCUUGUGCUGCACCAUGUGUGUGACCAGCCUGAUCCUGUUGCUGAGAGUGGAGUGUGGCCCAGGGAGGCACCAGCCCCGGGGCUUCCCCACCCUAGUCUUGCUAGCCAUCCUCCUUUUCCUCUUCUGCGGUCUGCCCUUUGGCAUUUUCUGGUUUUCCAAGAACCUGUUCUGGCACAUUCCCCUCUACUUCUACCACUUCAGCUUUUUCAUGGCAAGUGUGCACAGUGCGGCCAAGCCUGCUAUCUACUUUUUCUUGGGCAGCACCCCUGGCCAAAGGCUGCAGGAACCCCUCCGGCUGGUGCUCCAGCGGGCGCUGGGGGAUGAGGCUGAGCUGGGGGCUGUGAGAGAGGCUUCCCAAGGGGGACUUGUGGACAUGACUGUCUAA
Messenger RNA from Arvicola amphibius (Eurasian water vole), 930 nucleotides. It is a transcript of the gene Mrgpre, whose product is annotated as MAS related GPR family member E. Gene Ontology annotation, cellular component: membrane. The record is from RefSeq and is a predicted model, not a curated record. Gene Ontology annotation, biological process: G protein-coupled receptor signaling pathway. The transcript has a single exon. Gene Ontology annotation, molecular function: G protein-coupled receptor activity. Bases 1 to 930 code for a protein of 309 amino acids. Lineage: Eukaryota; Metazoa; Chordata; Mammalia; Rodentia; Cricetidae.